Messenger RNA from Coregonus clupeaformis (lake whitefish), 2673 nucleotides. Its product is annotated as collagen alpha-1(II) chain-like. Lineage: Eukaryota; Metazoa; Chordata; Actinopteri; Salmoniformes; Salmonidae. Gene Ontology annotation, molecular function: extracellular matrix structural constituent. The coding region runs from base 84 to 1106 and encodes 340 amino acids. The record is from RefSeq and is a predicted model, not a curated record. The transcript has 13 exons.
AGAGGGGAGAUUUUAGUUCAACCGGGCCUCCAGGAAGACAAGGGCCUUACGGGACACCUGGCAUACAAGGAGAGAAGGGUGAAAUGGGUGAACCAGGAGUAGAGGGAGAGAAGGGGAAGAUGGGACUAACAGGCCCUCCUGGAGGUCAGGGGUUGAAGGGGACACAAGGCCCUUUGGGAGAGCCAGGGAGCGAUGGCCUAAAAGGAGAACAGGGAGACAUUGGUCCUCAUGGGGGAUGGGGGAUCCCAGGUCUACCUGGACUGCCUGGUUUGUUUGGAGAAAAGGGUCUAAAAGGAUUUGCCGGAAAAUCAGGUCCUGUUGGAGUGAGAGGCCUGCCUGGCCCCCCUGGCCCCCCUGGCCCCCCUGGCCCCCCUGGAACCUCUCUGAAUCUUACUCUGGCACAGCUCAAGGACCUCAUGUACUUGUCAGACAAGCCCAACUACCUCCUGAUCCAGACUCUGCUGGAUUCAUUGCACCAGGACCUGCGCUUGUUCAUAGAUCCACCAGAUGGCACCAAAGAACACCCGGCUACCACCUGCUUGGAGCUCUGGCUGUCCCAGCCCAACUUCACUAACGGGAUGUUUUACAUUGAUCCUAACCAGGGAAGCCCAGCUGAUGCCCUCCUGGUCUACUGUGACUUUACUGCAGCACCAAAGACCUGUCUGUCUCCACUCCAUCCUCAGGUGCCAAUGAAGGCAUGGCUGAAGGAUUCUGGGACAAAUAACUCAUUUCAUUGGUUGAGUUCAAUGGAAAAAGGCUUUCAGUUUGAGUAUCCAGGACCGGAUGUGGUGCAGAUGAGGUUCCUUAGGUUAAACAGCAGGCUCACCAGUCAGAACAUUACCUACUCCUGCCAGCUUGGGAACAGACAGGGACCAGGGGAAAGAGAGGUGAAGUUCAUGGCAGACACACGAAGACAAAGUUACCUGGGGACAUUACGAGAUUGUGUGUCAUCUGAGGAGCUGGAUUCCGGAGACCGUCGUGAGUCAGGGUUUCAGUUUGAGAGUGAGGACCUCGAUCUGCUUCCCCUGAGAGAUCUGGCAGUGUUCGGAAGCAGUGACCUCACGCAGGAGUUUGGAUUCACUGUCGGGCCUGUGUGCUUCAGCUAAAGGAAGAGAGACACUCUCUCUAAGGACUGGCAAGAGCAAAGACAACAAUGAGACAACCACCAGACAACCUCCAGCUAGUGGGGAAAUUACUCAGAGAAACUGGAGAGAGACAGAGAAAGGCAGCAGCAUCUCUCCACUUCUCAUGACGGAGUUGUUUAUUGACAAAGUAGAAGUACCAACCAACAGGACAAAGUGUCUGUUUUCUCUCUCCAACGGUUAACCAGUUAACAAACAUGAACUGGUUGGUCUGUGGCCAGGGUUAUUCUUGAGAGAAAGUGUCUUUGUAUUUUGUGUACACUGAUUUCUUUUGUGAUAUUGAAACAUGCAUAUUUAUUUAAUUGGUUUAAAUGAUGCAGGUUCCCUUAAAUGUUUAAGGUGCUAUAAUUCUGUUUUCACAUACAUUCUUAUACUUAAUUCAGGUAUGUUCUUGACAAAGAGCACUGUGGUUUAUACAACCUUCACUGCUGCAACUUAACAAUGUGUCCCAAAUCUGUGCUCACUCUACCCUUACAUCCCCAGUUAGAAACUAUUGAUCCCUUGGUCAAAAAGUAGGAAGAUUAAUACAAUAAAGAUUAUUAGGAGCUAUGACAAUUAAAUCAUUGUAUUUGGUGAUAAUAUUUUAUGCAUUCUUGCAGCACAUGAUAGAUGCAGUAGCCUAACUACCAUUUGUGAAAUUGUGAUGUUUUGAUGUCUGUUGAUACAGAGUAACAAUGCAGUACUAUAAAACAUGUUGUCAAAGGUCAUUCAAGAAGACCAAAGAUUAUGUUUUCUGUAGAUUCUUUCUGUCUCCUGUGUUUUUACCUCACUGCACCUUAUUUGAUGUCCCUGCUAGAGGCUUAUCUUUGUCCCUCAAUGUACCACAUGAUUUUACACCCUGACCUGGCUUUCUUCUACCAUGAACCCCUACCUGAGAAGCUUUGACAAGGGUAAAAUGACUCCCUCAGUUCUGUGAAAAACAGUUCUGAUUCGAAUGGAAAUACUCCAGGAGGGACUUUAUGUGAUGGAUGCUCUUGAUAAUGUGCUUACGAUUGAUACUGGAUUGCAUGCAGCAGGCUAUGAACAUGGUAUGGAACUUCAAUGGCAGAGACAAAUGUAUCUUCAAAGUUUUGCUCAGUUUCAGCUUUGCUUAAAGAUGUGUUUGUAAUUGUGUGAUUUACUUAAUUUAUUUGCUGGCCAUUUUUCUUCAAGUGUUUUAAGUAUCCAUUCAAUGAUAUAUAUAUAUAUAUAUAUAUAUAUAUAUAAUUCAUAUUCUCUCAUGUUUUGUAAUAUGCACAUGAGAUACCAGUAAUUAUUUGGGGUUCAACUGAAAUUCAUGAAUAAAUGAAGGUAUUGUACUAAUUUAUUCAUAAUUCGUAUUGUCCCUCCCCCUCCCCCAAAAGCACCCAAACAAGUGGAAAAUAUACGCGAUUUUAUUUUCAUUCAAACUUAAAGCAAUUAGAAAGCGAUGUGAUUUCACUACAUUAGAUUAAUGAAAAUUAACUACCGAUGUAGCUAUGAUGUUUCAUGAAAAUAAUCGGGCGAAGUGUUGACAUGAGAGAAAGGCGAUAACUAAAAUAUAUCAUCCUCA